CUCUCCAGCGAGGGUCGAGUUCGGCUGUUGCGCGCGGGCAAGGAAGGAGGGGCUACGAGGGAUUUGAAAGUGCUCAAGCUGCGGAGUGGAGCUCGCUUCUGUCCCCGCCGCCGCGAGCGGAUUAAAUUUCUGCAAAUUCAAACUGAAUGGGGCUUUCUUCUGCUGCCUUCCAGAGGGCGCCUGCAGCCCGCCGCGCGCUCCUCUCCGGCGGGAGCGGCCCCGGGGAGCACCGCUGAGGACCCGGCGGGCCAGAGGGCGGCGGCGCCCGGGCUUGGGGGACUCCGCCACCGGACUGUGCUCCUCUCGGACUAGCAGCCGCUGCUCCCUCUCACAGCCGAUCGGGGCACCAGACGGGACCGCGGGCGCGAUCUGGGCGAUCGAUCCUCCGAGGACGAACUUCUCGGGGGCGGGUCCCCGGUCGCCCCGUCGCCAGCUAUUGUCUGCGCGCGGCGCUAGCACGGAGGCGCGGGGGGCGUGAGCACAGAGACCCGGGCCGGGCGGGGCCGGGUCCAGGGCGGCGGCAGGAGGAGCCAGGGCAGCCCCGGGAGCCGGAGGAGGGGCGGCUGCGAGCGCGGGAGCCGAGCGAGCGCGAUGCCGGCAGCGGCGGGGGACGGGCUCUUGGGCGAGCCGGCGGCACCGGGGGGCGAUGGAGGCGCGGAGGACACGACCAGGCCGGCGGCGGCCUGCGAGGGAAGUUUCCUGCCCGCCUGGGUGAGCGGCGUGUCCCGCGAGCGGCUCCGGGACUUCCAGCACCACAAGCGCGUGGGCAACUACCUCAUCGGCAGCAGGAAGCUGGGAGAGGGCUCCUUCGCCAAGGUGCGCGAGGGGCUGCACGUGCUGACGGGAGAAAAGGUAGCUAUCAAGGUCAUCGAUAAGAAAAGAGCCAAGAAAGACACCUACGUCACCAAAAACCUCCGUCGAGAGGGGCAGAUCCAGCAGAUGAUCCGACACCCCAACAUCACACAGCUCCUGGACAUCUUGGAGACAGAGAACAGCUACUACCUGGUCAUGGAGCUGUGUCCUGGUGGCAACCUCAUGCACAAGAUCUACGAAAAGAAACGGUUGGAUGAAGCCGAAGCCCGCAGAUACAUCCGACAACUCAUCUCUGCGGUGGAGCACCUGCACCGUGCCGGGGUGGUUCACAGAGACUUGAAGAUAGAGAAUUUGCUACUAGAUGAAGACAAUAAUAUCAAGCUGAUUGACUUUGGUUUGAGCAACUGUGCCGGGAUCCUGGGUUACUCGGAUCCAUUCAGCACACAGUGUGGCAGCCCUGCCUAUGCUGCGCCAGAACUGCUUGCCAGGAAGAAAUAUGGCCCCAAAAUCGAUGUCUGGUCAAUAGGCGUGAACAUGUAUGCCAUGCUGACGGGGACCCUACCUUUCACUGUGGAGCCUUUCAGCCUGAGGGCUCUGUAUCAGAAGAUGGUGGACAAAGAAAUGAAUCCCCUGCCGACCCAGCUCUCCACAGGGGCCGUCAACUUUCUGCGCUCCCUCCUGGAACCAGACCCUGUGAAGAGGCCGAAUAUCCAGCAAGCGCUGGCGAAUCGCUGGUUGAAUGAGAAUUACACUGGGAAGGUGCCCUGCAAUGUCACCUAUCCCAACAGGAUUUCUUUGGAAGACCUGAGUCCCAGCGUGGUGCUGCACAUGACUGAAAAGCUGGGCUAUAAGAACAGUGAUGUCAUCAACACGGUGCUCUCCAACCGCGCCUGCCACAUCCUGGCCAUCUACUUCCUGUUGAACAAGAAACUUGAGCGCUAUUUGUCAGGGAAAUCAGAUAUCCAAGAUAGCAUCUGCUACAAGACCCAGCUCUACCAGAUAGAGAAGUGCAGAGCCACCAAGGAGCCCUAUGAGGCCUCCCUGGAUACUUGGACGAGGGACUUUGAAUUCCAUGCUGUGCAGGAUAAAAAGCCCAAAGAACAAGAAAAAAGAGGUGAUUUUCUCCAUCGUCCGUUUUCCAAGAAGUUGGACAAGAACCUGCCUUCUCACAAACAGCCAUCGCCUUCGCUGAUCACACAGCUCCAGAGUACCAAAGCCCUGCUCAAAGACAGGAAGGCCUCCAAGUCAGGCUUCCCCGACAAAGAUUCCUUCGUCUGCCGCAAUCUUUUCCGAAAAACCUCUGAUUCCAAUUGUGUGGCUUCUUCUUCCAUGGAAUUCAUCCCUGUCCCACCUCCCAGGACACCAAGGAUUGUAAAGAAACUAGAGCCACACCAGCCAGGGCCGGGAAGUGCCAGCAUCCUCCCCAAGGAAGAGCCCCUGCUGCUGGAUAUGGUACGCUCCUUUGAGUCCGUGGAUCGAGAGGACCACAUAGAACUGCUGUCCCCUUCUCACCAUUAUAGGAUCCUGAGCUCGCCUGUGAGCCUGGCUCGUAGGAAUUCUAGUGAGAGGACACUCUCCCAGGGGCUGCUGUCUGGAAGUACCUCACCUCUCCAAACUCCAUUGCAUUCCACGCUGGUCUCUUUUGCCCACGAAGAAAAGAACAGCCCCCCACAAGAGGAGGGUGUGUGUUCACCACCUCCCGUUCCCAGCAACGGCCUCCUGCAGCCUCUGGGGAGCCCCAACUGUGUAAAGAGCAGGGGACGGUUCCCCAUGAUGGGCAUCGGACAGAUGCUGAGGAAGCGGCACCAGAGCCUGCAGCCUUCCUCAGAGAGGUCCCUGGAGGCCAGCAUGUCCCCUCUGCAGCCCACAGCCCCCUCCAGCCUCUCCUUUGACAUGGCUGACGGUGUCAAGGGCCAGUGUUAACCUGGGAUGGCAAGAUUCUGGGUCUCUGUGAGGACAGCCACGGAACAGAGCUCCACACAGGCAGGCACCAGGGCAUGGGUGAACAGCCUCACGGGAGCAUCCUUUAUUCUUUUAUUCCUGCCACACAGUCCCACGCUCGUAUCAGCUGAAGUCCACAGACUCAAAGUCCACACACUUACUUAGGGACCCUCUGAGACGCUGCGACUAGGGGGAGGGGGAGGGGGCGGACUGUGGAAAUCACACCUUUCAGCCUGAGAUUCUCUUUGCUAUCACCAAUCACUGAGCCCUCUCCAGGAUCCCCAGUGGGCUCAGAGCUAAAAACCACACCUCCAUCUGCUGGGCCAAUCAGAUUUCCAGACUGGUACCAGGUUGUCCCUCCCUCCCUCCGCUCUGUGUGUCUCUCACAGACAGUACAGUCUCAUGGGGACCGUGCCACUCGCUGGUAAGGACGUUCACCCAGCCUAGGGAUCCCUCUACAGAGGGAAGCAACCCCCCCUUUCCGUAACAGUGAGUCCCCACAGAGUGCUGAGUCACAGUGAUGGACCGGGAGGAAGAUGGGAUGGCGCCUCAGACAGAGAUGGAACCCAGCAGCGAGAACCCAGGAGGAAGACGAAGACUCAAGCAAACGCUCAUUCCUGUGCAACGUUUUGACGGAUUUUUCUUUCCUCUCUUUCUUUUUCCCCUGCCCUUUUCUUCUUUUGGGGGUUGAAACUUGCUGAGGAUUGAACGAACUAGUCCAAAGAGAUCUUUCUUUAUAUGAAGUCAUUAAUUAAAUUUAAGUAAUUUUUUUUUAAAGACAGGGUCUCAUUAAGUAGCCCAAGCUGGCUUCAAACUCAUGAUCCUCCUGCCUCAGCCUCCAAAGCGCUGAGAUUACAAGUAUAUAUACGUGUCUGGCUCAAAAUAGCAAUUCAAAAACAAAAACUAGUUGACCAGAUGAAAAGUAAUUUUACCAAAUUCAUGUGUUUUUGUUUUUCUGAGAGGCUGCAGCUCAGAUGGCCAAAAAAGCUGGCUUGGGUGGUAACAGGAGGAACAUUGGACCACAGUGGCCUGCCUGCCUGAGGGAUAGUAGCCUAGCCAUCCUAUGUUUAUACUGUGGCAGCAGCAGAAGGCAUAGAACUUAGCUCCAGAUGGCUCUGGAGAGAGAGAAAGGAUUCUUAAAGCAGAGUUGAGACAUCAAGAAGCAGGGAAUUCGAUGUGUCGUGCUGUUCUGCCACGGUUGGAACUUAGCUGUUCUGCUGUUCUGCUGGGAGCUAGGAGCAGGCUUGCUGCCCCCUGGGAACACGCUCACAAGACGGUUCGUCCCCAAGGGAAACAGUGCCCCCAAAACAGGCUUUCAGUCCAUGCUGUAAUCUGCACCUUCCCCUCCAGGAUUGAACCAAAGAUGCAUUUCCGGUUUUGUGACUGUGCCACUCUGUGUGUCUCUUGUGGAACCUGGUGUUGUCUGAUCCUGUCCGGCUGGCGCUGGAUGGAGGACUGUCUCUGUGUGCAUCGUGGGCCCUGGUACUUAGCAGAGGACAAUGGGUACUGUUGUCAGGAGGGGAAGACUUGGCACAGGUUGGACCACAGUUAGUUUAGGAGAGAAGAUAUGGAACAGCUCAGAAUCUUCUGGUCUUUGACUAUUUCAGAUGGGGUCAGAGACCAGAGCUGUAGCCAGGAAGCCAGGUUCAUCAUCUUGGUCCAUCGAUUCUAAAGUGGGCAAAUUUCUGUGACAUCACAAAGCUGGCCUUUGCCAGUGAGGGCUGAGACACAGUACAACCGCCUCUCAUUUACUGGUGGCGGGCGGCUUCCUUUGACCUCUCAUAGCUCUGACUGGACUAGAAGAGAACACAGAUUUGGCUGACCCUGGAAGAAAGCUGCUCUAGUCCUGGCUGAAUUUGGUAAGACCUGGACUACUUAAACCCUAGGGAGGAACUGACUCCCUCCCAAGGACCCAUUACAGGAGGAGGCCAGGCUUCUCUCCCAGAGCUGAUGGUGUUCUUCAUUCAGCAUGGCUUCCGUUCAGCUUCCAGGACUUGACACUGAAAAUAGAACUCUUUAAGCAGAGAGAAGAGGAGAACCAUCCACAGAUGCUCUCUGUAUUUGAUGUGACGUGUUUGAGCUUUGACAGGUGAAGAGUCCUUUUAAAAGAUAACUGCCAACUGCAGGCAUCUGGCUCUGCAAAGCUGGUAGGAUGUGUACCUGUGUGCUGUGCCCGCCCCCUUUCUCCUAGCCCUUUAUGUCUUUUUCUGGCUGUUUGCUUUUCUCGUACGUAUGUGUGCCUGUGUUGGUGCUAGCCUGUGGAGAAAGAGUCUCCCAUUCUUCAAAUGCUUCGAGAACAGUGUCAGAUGUACAACUAGCUGCCUGCGUUGCUACUGGUACCGUGGACUCUGAACUCAGGUUACCCACCUGAGUCCUCAGUAGGUAGUGGACCCAUUGUGAGGCAAGUGAGAACAGGAGGGAGACAAGCUGUGUUCUGGGGCGCACAUAAACACCUGACAGACGAGUCUAGGAAACCGCGUGAAAGAAGAAAUGUUAAAUUCUUUAUUGUUUUAUUAUAUUUAUACGGAAAAUGUGACUAUCCUUUUGUUAAGUGCGGAGUGUAUUGUCUGUUUGACCCAUGACUGUCCUUCAUGAAUGAGUCUUUGCCUGUGAUUCUAGUCAGCCUGUGGCUACUGAUGGGGACGGCCGAUCUGUCAUCAUGUGAAGUCCAGGAGGAAGAAUCUAUUUUAGUCAUACGAUUUGGUCAUGAGUAAGGACUAUAUUUAUGUCACCACUAUUGAAUAUAUGUACUUUUAUAAUGGCUGUGAAAUACACUUUUUCCUCACAA
This is a messenger RNA of Mus caroli (Ryukyu mouse), 5542 nucleotides long. RefSeq names its product hormonally up-regulated Neu-associated kinase (gene Hunk). The record is from RefSeq and is a predicted model, not a curated record. Gene Ontology annotation, cellular component: cytoplasm. Gene Ontology annotation, molecular function: ATP binding; protein serine/threonine kinase activity. Lineage: Eukaryota; Metazoa; Chordata; Mammalia; Rodentia; Muridae. Gene Ontology annotation, biological process: intracellular signal transduction; protein phosphorylation.